This is a messenger RNA of Penicillium riverlandense, 1824 nucleotides long. RefSeq names its product fungal specific transcription factor domain-containing protein. Lineage: Eukaryota; Fungi; Ascomycota; Eurotiomycetes; Eurotiales; Aspergillaceae. Gene Ontology annotation, cellular component: nucleus. The record is from RefSeq and is a predicted model, not a curated record. Gene Ontology annotation, biological process: positive regulation of transcription from RNA polymerase II promoter by galactose; DNA-templated transcription. Bases 1 to 1824 code for a protein of 607 amino acids. The transcript has a single exon. Gene Ontology annotation, molecular function: RNA polymerase II cis-regulatory region sequence-specific DNA binding; DNA-binding transcription factor activity, RNA polymerase II-specific; zinc ion binding.
AUGCAAGGGCUGGAUACCCGGAAUUCGCCAUCCAGCACAAGCAUCUCCAGAAACCUCUCGAUCUCGUCGCAGUUUGGCUCCGUGGUGUCUCACAUGUCACGGUUAGUCCGCGAUCAUCAAGGGACAUACAUAUUUUUUGGGCCUUCCGCCAAUCUAUCCAUGCUGCAAACCAUUCGGAAAAUCGUGCACCGUGCGCUGGGGCCAAGCAACUUCCGGGAAGUGCCUGCAGAAGACGAUCUGGUUGAUGAAGAGGCAGUGUCCAUUGAGGGGAACGAUACCGUCGCCGAGCCUUCCCGACCUUCGGUCGCUGAUGCCCGUUAUUAUCUUCAGUGGUAUACAAGCACCACAAGUUGUGUCUUCGAUCUCUUUGGACAUCAAGAGCUCGCGGAGGAAAUUAUUCCCUGGCUUGAGAAACCCGCGUCCACGGACCCCCAGACGUGCAUUAAUUUCCUAGUCCUCGCUAUUGGAGCUCAGUGUGGACCUAGAAACUGCGACGACCAGGCGAAUGAGUAUUUCACCUAUGCGCGAUCACUGUCAUCGAAAAAAUGCCUCGACGCUGUCAGCAUUGCCACUGUUCAAAUAUAUUGCCUAGUCGCCACGUAUCUGCUUAACGCAGCGCGCCCACAUGCAGCCAGCAUGCAUCUCGGACUGGCGGUUCGCGCCGCGCACUCGCUGGGCAUCCAGCGAGCGGACAUUAAUGCUCUCUUUGCGGGGGUAGAAGGAGCCAAACGCGAGCGCAUAUGGAAGGUUUUGCGAGUACAAGAUCUUUUCUUGAGCACAUCGCUUGGGCAGCAGCCAUCCACCAAAGAGACCCGUGAAACAAUGUGGCCACAAGGGUAUUCGGCGUCCACCGAUCUCUGUCAUAUUUUUGAGAAAAUCCUCUCUGAAGUCUACUCAAAACAAGAGGUUUCUCCUGCCGUGCUUGAGAAUGUCAGUAAACAUCAUCGGGAAUGGGCUUCUCGUUUUCGAGAAGGUCUUCUGACCGAUCAUAUUCCUGCCGAGGGAGAUGUCGGUGCUCGAGAGGGACAAAAUCAACCCAACAUUGGGCUCUGCCAUCUCAAAGAAGCUUACUACUGGACUAUCAUGUUGGUCACUCGCCCGUAUCUGAUCGACCUGGUCCAAAGGCACAUGGCUUACGAGACGGACCGCCCACGUCAAGCGAGUACCAAUGAUGACGUGCUCUCGCCACAGACACAGCAGUCUGAUACUCUACUGGCUCAUGCCUCAGUGAACUCCGCCGUACUUACAAUUGAUCUUCUGCAGUGCUUUCUACUCGCGGGCGAAAUACCGAAGCGGCUGCCUUAUGUUGUCAAUUCCAUCUUAAACUCUGCCCUUGUCCUAGGAAUCGGCUAUUUUGCUGGCCUCGAUCGUUUGUUCCCUUUGGGUCAUGCCUUGGAUUUGGCUGAAAGAUUGUUGGGCCGUUUUCAGUCAAGUGACCCAUUGGCGCAAUGGAGCCUUCGAAUAGUACGAGAUCUUCGCUGCUCUUGCAAUGAAUUUGUCCGACGGCGAUGUGACCGUCAUCUGAAGCGCCAAAGAGCUCUGGUCGAAGGUCUCUUCGGCGAUGUGAAGCCUUUGGACAGCCAGGCCCGGGCUUCUCCCAUUUCCCCGUCUUCUCCAUGCAGUCUUCCACAGGGCUGGAAUAUUGGCUCGGAGAACGGAGACUCCCAGGACAUGACACAGACACAGUUUUUGGAACUCCCCAGUGAUUUACAAAUUGAGGAGAACAGUACUAUCUGGAGCCAACUGUUCCGAGACUCCAUUCCGGGCUCGCUCUGGGAAUCGGAUCUGGAAUCCGGAGGCGGCCUCCCAUUUGAAUGGCCUUAG